Molecule: messenger RNA, 1625 nt
Organism: Raphanus sativus (radish)
Lineage: Eukaryota; Viridiplantae; Streptophyta; Magnoliopsida; Brassicales; Brassicaceae
Exons: 1
Coding region: 142-1395 (417 amino acids)
Source: RefSeq, a predicted model, not a curated record
ACAAACACACAAGUAAUCGAAUCUCAUUUUAUAGAAACCCUAGUUUCUUUCCAAGGAGAUUCGUUUCCUUGAUACACACGUCUCCUUCCAAAAUAAUAUUUCUUUGUUCUUCUUCUCUUUGAUUCCAUAUUUCUUGAGGUUAUGGCAACGACGUCAAACACGACAAAAGCAAAGGUGGACAACAAUAACCUAACCAGAACAAAAUCACUCGGUAAGAAACCAAAGCAACCAUCGUCGGUAUCAUCAGAAGAUGGAUCUGAUCAGAAACCUGAGAAGCCUUUGCCAAACUAUCUGAAACCAACAAUCAGUUCAAGGCCUGACCCAGUCAAGUUCUUGAAAAAGAAUGAUCAGGAUAACCAGAAGCUUCUCCGUAGAAGAUCUUUUGAUCGACCACCACCUUCUUUGACUUCUGCAUCUACUCCUUCUCCUCGUAUCCAAAAAACCCUCAACGCCUCUCCUUCUCUGCCACGAGACAAACCCGCGGUUCCUAGAGAGAAGCCUGCCACAGCUACACGGUCUUCGUCUUUCCAUGGAAGCAGAGGUGUUCCAAGAGGAAGCACUUCUGUGAAAUCGCCUCAUGUUGCUCCAAAGAAGAGCGGGUUGAGCAGUAGUAGCACGUCUUUGAAGAGCAAAAAGGAAGGUUCUGAAAAGAAAGCACCCGAGAAAGAGAUUGCCUUGGAUACUGCUUCUCUGUCUUCUGCUCAGGAAGAUGAAGAGGAGAUUCCCAAGGUUGAGAGUGAUGUACAAGUUGCUGAUGAUAUAGAAGAAGCCAAAGAUGAAAAGGAAAAUAAAGAGGUGCAUGUAGAGGUUGUGCAUGGGGAUGCUUCUGGUGAAGAGAAUGAGAAUGAUGGAUCAACAUUGGUAGCUCCUGUUGUGGAAGACAUUGUUGUUGUUGUUGCCAAAGAAAAUGAAAGAGAAGAAGAAGAAGAAGAAAUAUUGGUCAAUGAACAUAACUCAGAAGAGAAGAUAGAGGAAAAGAAAGAACAAGAGAACAAGGGUGAACUCACUGAUCUAGAGGUUAUACCAAAGAUUGAUGAAGGUGAGACUUCAGAGAAGGUCGAUGCUGACAUGAAACCAAAAGAAGUUGAGAAGGUCGAAGAAGUUGAAAGCGUGAAAGAGACUAGGGAAGAAAAAGAAGAAGUGGAAGAAGAAAAGGAAGUGAACAGAGAAGAGAAGGAAGAGGUUAAAGAUGAGGAAAAGGAAAAGGAUAAAAUUAAAGAAGAAUCAGGAGAAGGAAAGAAGAAGGAAAUAGUGAAAGGUAAGAAGGAAUCUCCAUCGGCCUACAACGAUGUAAUAGCAAGUAAGAUGCAAGAGAAUCCAAGGAAGAACAAAGUUUUGGCUCUUGCUGGAGCUUUUCAAACCGUUAUUGACUAUGAAACUGCCGCAUCUAAGUGAUAUAUGUCACAAGGAGAAACAACAACAACCACAGCAACAACAACAACAACAACAACAAAAUCAAUGAUGUCAUCUCUUUAGCUUUGAAUUCUAUAUUACCUUUUUAUUUCUGUCUAAUUUUUAUUUGCCAUUGUUAUACUUUUUGUCUCGUGGAUUGCAUGCUUUUGGAGUGAACAAAGUUACACGCACCUAAUUACACUAUAUGUUUGAAUGGAUUGGAUGCAUUUGUG